This is a messenger RNA of Oncorhynchus kisutch (coho salmon), 7779 nucleotides long. RefSeq names its product clathrin heavy chain 1. The record is from RefSeq and is a predicted model, not a curated record. The coding region runs from base 254 to 5305 and encodes 1683 amino acids. Gene Ontology annotation, molecular function: structural molecule activity; clathrin light chain binding. Gene Ontology annotation, cellular component: clathrin complex; clathrin-coated endocytic vesicle; extracellular exosome. NCBI's taxonomy places the organism in Eukaryota, Metazoa, Chordata, Actinopteri, Salmoniformes, Salmonidae. The transcript is spliced from 33 exons. Gene Ontology annotation, biological process: receptor-mediated endocytosis; intracellular protein transport.
UAUGUUUUGGACUAUUUUACUUAGCGGAAGCGUAGAGUUUUGGUUCAGGAGUGUUGUUUGGGUGCUACUGAACGAGAGCAGGCAGUGAAUUCAGGUGAUAUCAACGCAAGCCGGCGAGACCCCUAUCAUUGCACAUCGCAUUUUACUUUUGGGGCGUUUUGGGGACUUCCAAUACAAUACAACAUUCAUUCCUCUUCGUGUCCCCUUCCCCUUUCCUUUUCUCCGGACAAUUGAAACAUAGAACGCCUCAAGAAUGGCCCAGAUACUGCCGAUACGAUUUCAGGAACAUCUGCAGCUGCAGAACCUGGGGGUGAACCCGGCUAACAUUGGUUUCAGCUACCUGACCAUGGAGUCUGACAAGUUCAUCUGCAUCCGGGAGAAGGUGGGCGAGCAGAACCAGGUGGUGAUCAUAGACAUGGCUGACCCCAAUAACCCCAGCAGACGUCCUAUCUCUGCUGACAGUGCCAUCAUGAACCCUGCCAGCAAGGUCAUCGCCCUCAAAGCUGCUAAGUGCCUGCAGAUCUUCAACAUUGAGAUGAAGAGUAAGAUGAAGGCUCACACUAUGACCGAGGAAGUCAUGUUCUGGAAGUGGAUCUCUGUCAACACCGUCGCCUUGGUGACUGAAGUGGCCGUCUACCAUUGGAGCAUGGAGGGGGACUCGCAGCCCAUCAAAGUGUUUGAUCGGCAUGCUAGUCUGGCCGGAUGCCAGAUCAUAAACUACAGAACAGACGAACAACAGAAGUGGCUCCUCCUUAUAGGGAUCUCGGCACAGCAAAACCGUGUGGUGGGGGCCAUGCAGCUGUACUCUGUGGACAGGAAGGUGUCCCAGCCCAUCGAAGGCCAUGCUGCAGCCUUCGGAGAGUUUAAGGUGGAGGGCAACACCAAAGCCUCCACUCUGUUCUGCUUCGCUGUGCGCAGCCAGGCUGGGGGCAAGCUGCACAUCAUAGAGGUGGGUCAGCCGGCUACAGGGAACCAGCCGUUUACUAAGAAGGCUGUUGACGUGUUCUUCCCACCUGAGGCUCAGACAGACUUCCCCGUCGCCAUGCAGAUUGGCACCAAGCACGGUGUGAUCUACCUGAUCACGAAGUAUGGCUACAUCCACCUGUACGACCUGGAGUCAGGAGUGUGUAUCUACAUGAACCGCAUCAGCGCCGAGACCAUCUUCGUCACCGCCCCCCACGAACUCACCUCCGGCAUCAUCGGGGUUAACAAGAAGGGACAGGUGUUGUCAGUGUGUGUGGAGGAGGAAAACAUAGUGAACUAUGCCACCAACGUGCUGCAGAACCCAGACCUGGGCCUGAGGAUGGCUGUGCGUUCUAACCUGGCCGGGGCUGAGGAGCUGUUUGCCAGGAAGUUCAACACACUGUUCGCCCAGGGCUCCUACUCCGAGGCUGCCAAGGUGGCCGCAUCCACACCCAAGGGUAUCCUGCGCACAGCGGAGACCAUCCGUAAGUUCCAGAGCGUGCCAGCCCAGCCGGGCCAGGCCUCUCCUCUGCUUCAGUACUUUGGCAUCCUGCUGGACCAGGGCCAGCUCAACAAGUUUGAGUCUCUGGAGCUGUGCAGGCCUGUGCUACAGCAAGGACGCAAGCAGCUGCUGGAGAAGUGGCUGAAAGAGGACAAGCUGGAGUGUUGUGAGGAGCUUGGUGACCUGGUUAAGGCAGUAGAUCCUACGCUAGCCCUCAGUGUCUACCUCAGAGCCAACGUACCCAGCAAGGUGAUCCAGUGCUUUGCUGAGACCGGACAGUUCCAGAAGAUAGUGCUCUAUGCCAAAAAGGUGGGCUACUCUCCAGACUGGGUGUUUCUGUUGAGGAAUGUGAUGCGGGUCAGUCCAGAACAGGGUCUACAGUUCUCUCAGAUGCUGGUGGCAGAUGAGGAGCCCCUGGCCAACAUCAACCAGAUAGUGGAUGUGUUCAUGGAGGGAAGUCUGAUCCAGCAGUGUACCUCCUUCCUAUUGGACGCUCUGAAGAACAAUCAGCCAGCCGAGGGACACCUACAGACACGCCUACUGGAGAUGAACCUCAUCCACGCCCCCCAGGUAGCCGACGCGAUCCUUGGCAACCAGAUGUUUAGUCACUAUGACCGUGCCCACAUCGCCCAGCUGUGUGAGAAGGCUGGACUGCAACAGAGGGCUCUAGAGCACUACACUGACCUGUUCGACAUCAAACGGGCUGUCGUACACACACACCUGCUCAACCCUGAGUGGCUGGUGAACUUCUUUGGCGCCCUGUCAGUAGAGGACUCAGUAGAGUGUCUUCGGGCCAUGUUAUCAGCCAACAUCAGACAGAACCUUCAGCUGUGUGUCCAGGUGGCAUCUAAAUACCACGAGCAGCUGGGAACAAACACCCUGGUGGAGCUCUUUGAGUCCUUCAAGAGCUACGAGGGUCUGUUCUACUUCCUGGGCUCCAUAGUGAACUUCAGCCAGGACCCUGACGUCCAUUUUAAAUACAUCCAGGCGGCCUGUAAGACAGGGCAGAUCAAGGAAGUGGAGCGCAUCUGUAGAGAGAGCAACUGUUACGACCCGGACAGGGUCAAGAACUUCCUCAAGGAGGCUAAAUUGACAGACCAGCUGCCGUUGAUCAUAGUGUGUGACCGCUUUGACUUUGUCCAUGACCUGGUGCUCUAUCUCUACCGCAACACUCUGCAGAAGUACAUAGAGAUUUACGUUCAGAAGGUGAACCCCAGCCGUCUGCCUGUGGUGAUAGGAGGUCUGUUGGAUGUAGACUGUGCUGAAGACGUCAUUAAGAACCUGAUCAUGGUGGUGAGAGGACAGUUCUCCACUGAUGAGCUGGUGGCAGAGGUGGAGAAGAGGAACAGACUGAAGCUGUUGUUGUCGUGGCUUGAGUCUCGUAUCCACGAGGGCUGUGAAGAGCCGGCUACCCACAAUGCCUUGGCUAAGAUCUACAUUGACAGUAACAACACCCCGGAGCGCUUCUUGAAGGAGAACACCUUCUAUGACAGCGCUGUAGUGGGGAAGUAUUGUGAGAAGAGAGACCCCCACCUCGCCUGUGUCGCCUAUGAGAGGGGCCAGUGUGACCUGGACCUUAUCAAGGUGUGCAAUGAGAACUCCCUGUUCAAGAGUGAGGCUCGUUACCUGGUCCGACGGAAAGACCCAGAACUAUGGGCCAACGUUCUUGAGGAGAAUAACCCUUAUAGACGCCAACUCAUAGACCAGGUGGUGCAGACCGCUCUAUCAGAGACCCAGGACCCAGAGGAGGUGUCUGUGACGGUCAAGGCCUUCAUGACAGCUGACCUGCCCAAUGAGCUCAUUGAACUACUGGAGAAGAUUGUACUGGACAACUCAGUCUUCAGCGAGCACCGAAACCUCCAGAACCUGUUGAUCCUGACGGCCAUCAAGGCAGACCGGACACGUGUGAUGGAGUACGUCAACCGCCUGGACAACUACGAUGCCCCUGACAUUGCUAACAUUGCCAUCAGCAACGAGCUCUUCGAGGAGGCCUUCGCCAUCUUCAAGAAGUUUGACGUCAACACCUCCGCCAUUCAGGUCCUGAUCGAGCAAAUCAGUAACCUGGACAGAGCCUAUGAGUUUGCAGAGCGUUGUAAUGAGGCCGCGGUAUGGAGUCAACUGGCCAGAGCCCAGCUCCAGAGAGACCUGGUUAAAGAGGCCAUUGAUUCCUACAUCAAAGCCGACGACCCGUCAGCCUACAUGGAGGUGGUCAGCGCUGCCAGCAAGAACAAUAACUGGGAGGAUCUGGUGAAGUUCCUUCAGAUGGCUCGUAAGAAGGCCAGAGAGUCGUAUGUAGAGACAGAGCUCAUCUUUGCUCUGGCUAAAACUGUCAGACUGGCCGAACUAGAGGAAUUUGUCAGCGGCCCUAACAACGCCCAUAUACAACAGGUGGGAGAUAGGUGUUAUGAAGAAGGGAUGUACGAUGCUGCCAAGCUGCUGUACAAUAACGUGUCCAACUUUGCCCGCCUGGCAUCCACGCUGGUACACCUAGGAGAGUACCAAGCUGCUGUGGACAGCGCCAGGAAAGCCAACAGCACACGCACCUGGAAGGAGGUGUGUUGUGCGUGUGUGGAUGGGGAAGAGUUUCGAUUGGCUCAGAUCUGUGGUCUACACAUUGUUAUCCACGCUGAUGAACUGGAGGAGCUCAUCAGCUACUACCAGGACCGGGGUUACUAUGAGGAGCUGAUAGGCCUGUUGGAGGCCGCGUUGGGUUUGGAGCGCGCUCACAUGGGCAUGUUCACAGAGCUGGCCAUCCUCUACUCCAAAUUUAAACCCCAGAAGAUGAGAGAACACCUGGAACUCUUCUGGUCCCGCGUCAACAUCCCUAAGGUGCUGCGAGCGGCGGAGCAGUCCCAUCUGUGGGCGGAGUUAGUGUUUCUGUAUGAUAAAUACGAGGAAUAUGACAACGCUGUCCUCACGAUGAUGUCACACCCUACGGACGCUUGGAAGGAGGUGCAGUUCAAGGACAUCAUUGCCAAGGUGGCCAAUGUGGAGCUGUACUACAAAUCCCUUUCCUUUUACCUGGACAACAAACCUCUGCUGACGAAUGACCUUCUGACCAUACUGUCACCACGGUUAGACCACAGCCGCACGGUCAGCUACUUCACCAAGGUUAACCAGUUGAAGUUGGUAAAGCCUUACCUGAGGUCAGUCCAGAGUCAUAACAACAAGGGAGUCAACGAGGCCCUCAAUAACCUGCUGACAGAGGAGGAGGACUACCAGGGUCUGAGGGCGUCUAUCGAUGCAUAUGAUAACUUUGACACCAUUGGUUUGGCCCAGAGACUGGAGAAGCAUGAGCUGAUUGAGUUCAGACGCAUCGCAGCAUACCUCUACAAAGGCAACAACCGCUGGAGACAGAGCGUGGAACUCUGCAAGAAGGACAAAUUAUACAAGGAUGGAAUGCUGUACGCUGCUGAGUCUAAGGAUGCUGAGCUGGCUGAGACCCUGUUGCAGUGGUUCCUGGAGGAGGGCAGGAAGGAGUGUUUCGCUGCCUGUCUGUUUGCCUCCUACGACCUGUUGCACCCUGACGUGGUGCUGGAGCUGGCCUGGAGACACAACAUCAUGGACUUUGCCAUGCCAUACUUCAUCCAAGUCAUGAGGGAGUACCUCACCAAGGUUGAUGAGGUUGAGGAGAAGGUGACGGUGGAUAAACUGGAGGAGUCAGAAAGCCAAAGGAAGACUGAGGAAGAAGUCACAGAACCCACCCCCAUAGUUUUCGGUCAGCAGCUGAUGUUGACGGCAGGCUCGGCUCCAGUGGCACCCCAGCCUGGAUACCCAGGAGGCUACGGUUACGCUGCCCCAGGCUACUCCCCCCAGCCCCCCUACAACUACAACAUGUAGACCACCUCUACCCCACCCAGCCUCCCUACACCAUGUUGACCACCUCUACCCCACCCAGCCCCCUACAGCUACAACAUGUAGACUACCUCUACCCCACCCAGCCCCCUACAGCUACAACAUGUAGACUACCUCUACCCCACCCAGCCUCCCUACAACUACAACAUGUAGACCGCCUCUACCCCACCCAGCCUCCCUACAACAUGUAGACCGCCUCUACCCCACCCAGCCUCCCUACAACUACCACAUGUAGACCGCCUCUACCCCACCCAGCCUCCCUACAACUACCACAUGUAGACCGCCUCUACCCCACCCACCCAGCCUCCCAACAACUACAACAUGUAGACCGCCUCUACCCCACCCAGACCCCCUACAACUACAACAUGUAGACCGCCUCUACCCCACCCAGACCCCCUACACCUACAACAUGUAGACCGCCUCUACCCCACCCAGCCUCCCUACAACUACAACAUGUAGACCGCCUCUACCCCACCCAGCCCCCCUACAACUACAACAUGUAGACCGCCUCUACCCCACCCAGCCCCCCUACAACUACAACAUGUAGACCGCCUCUACCCCACCCAGCCCCCCUAGGGCUACACUAAGCCUGCGUCCCAAAUGUCAACCUAUUCCCAGUAUAGUGAACUACUUUUGACCAGGGUCCAUAUGACUCUGGUCUAAAGUAGUGCAGUAUAUACUGGCUAUAUGGUGUCGAUUGGGACACAGAUCAUGUAGACCUUAAGGUCCCAAUAAUUCUACCUGGAGCUUCUAACGCGCCCCCCUCGGCCAACCUCAGGCCCCGACCUGAACCACACUUACCCUGCACUGGGAUACAGAUACAGCUUGCUUAUGGAUUCUAUAUGUAUUCCCUGCCUUGACACCCCUGAUACUCCCAAUCUCACUACUCUGAGACACACCUAGCCCACCUAUGGACACUCCUAACCCCCACACCCAAAUCUCUCAACUGAAAAGAUCUCCACUUUGCCCCCACCUCCUCUCGCUCCUCACCUCUCACUCCCACUUCCUCUUUCUCACCCUCUCCAAUGGAAUACAGCAAGACUAAGUGACCCCUCUACUUAGGCUGAACUGACCAGCCCACCCGCCAUUCAACACGCACCGCAUGACAACAGCGCUUAGCUCCUAGAGAAAAUAACUAAUAAGAUGUCGCUAAUGUACAGUACACCUCUCUGUCCAGGUAUUCUAUUACUGUUCUAUAGACUGCAUCAACUGUGUCAACCAUAGAACAGCUUCUUUUUUUUAAAUCCUAAUGUUUUUCUAGAGAUUAUAAUACAGCACUGAUGGUACAGAGACUUUGUUACUGAGGAGCCAGAGAGGGGACGGGUGAAGGGGGAGCAGCACCAAGUUCCCCCACCCUCUCCUAAGCACUGCUAGGCCUUAUACAGGAGGAGGUUUCAAAUUUGAGUCUGUUUGUUUGUUUCAAGACUGUUUCUGUGCAAUAGAGAUCUUAACAGGUACCAUGUGUUGGAGAUACAGUACUAUAUGGACUAGGAAUACUAGUUACUUGGGUUAUGGUGUACUGUCUGUGUGUAGUUUAUCAAGCAUGUAGGGAUCUGUUGACAACUCCAAGACUGGGAAGGUUUGCGCUGUUCCUUCUCUUCACUAGAGUCGUAUUAUCUGAUAAUAACCAAGUCAAGAUGGACGUUGGGUCUCUCCACUACACUGUGAUGUACGGUACAGGAUCCCACAGCUCUGGUUGUUGAUGAUGUGAAACAUAACUGCGAUAUGCUGAUGUCUGUGCAUGUGCUGCCAAACAUAUAAUGCUGUAACAAUGCAACCAGGAGCACAAUUUCCAUGUUACACAUAUACCAAGUAUUACCUAUGUUGUGUUCAAAACUAAACAACUGUAUUUUGAGGCCUUUUACUGUCUCACCAUUGGCAACAACUAACAGAAUGGUCGAAGAAAGUCAAAUGUUACAGAGAAUAAAAACAUACUAGAGGAAUGGAGCUCGUAUGUAUCCACGUACCAGUGGUUCAGAGUUAACAAUUCAUGUACUGAAAAUAAACAGUGUAUAAUUUAAGAUAUGUUGCGAUACUUAAAUAAGCAAAUAAGUCCAUUAUGGAAUAAAAUAGUGUAUUGUCUAUAGUGCAUUGUUGUAGUCUUAAUCAUUAUUAUGAUACUUUUUUUUUUCAAGAAAAUGACAAAAUACAAAAAGAGCAGAAUACAAACAUAAACUAUUCAGCAUGAUUGCUUGCAGCAGCCAUCAUCCUGGGGUUCGUUUUCUUCCUGUUCAAGUAGAACCUGUCUGAUAAAUGUUCUGGAAAACUAUCGCUAGGGUUUAUGGGUAACUCUGGCCUCGUGCAUCCGGACAGACGGCCAUGUCCUGAGCUGUGCCGCGACAUUGUAAAAACGUUGAAUUGGGGUUUUGUAGGAAAACUAAAUCUAAACUGUGUACAAGCACUACCGUAUCUGCACAAGUCAUGGUCUCUGAAGGAUAAUAAAGUUUACACACACAUUA